CCAAGACAAAACACUGUGUACUUGUUCUUGUGGUGGGACCGUGGGGAUCUUUGAAGGAACCCUAAGGACCACGACGUGAGGAAACAAACAUAACCUAAUUGGUGAGAAAGAGAGCAGCUCAGGGGGGGACUGAGAGCGCAUUGGACAGGGAGGGAUGACACUGGCUGAGUGAAAACAAUGGCACAUUCCUGAAGCAUGAGGAGGAUUGGAUAGGACAAGGAGGGAGAGACACGUGCCGCAAGGACAUAGCUUGCUAAGUGGUGCUUACCAAGCACAAUUACUGCUGGACAACGCUGGUACGCUAACUUAAUCUCUUCUGGGUGGGGAGGGAAUAAUAUACUCCCUGUGGUUGUCACAGUCGUCACUUCUACAAUAACAUGGACACCUUCUUCUAGGAGAGCUGGUUGACUCUUUUGUUAACACAAUCCAGGUUGAAAGUGGUUCCUCUGGAUGUUCAAUGCUCACCAGAUUGAGUUCAGUUAAGCAUCGUGGAAGGACUUGUGCCCUGGGAACCAAGGCUGAGGUGAGCGUGAGAGGAGCCGAGCUACUGUACAACUGCCUCCUCGAUACUCGUUAUCUGCAUUCAGCAACAACGUGUGGAGGAACUUUCCUAAACGUUUACAGUGUUUAGUGGUGAAAAGGACCAGUUUAAUCAGUUGAACGUUUACUUUUGCUGGACUCUCCUAUCUCCUGUUAAAUCAUUAUCUUAGGAAUCUAAAGAGGGGAACUUAGCCGCCAAAAAUAAAGAUGGGUUUUUACUUUCCAAAGUUCAACAUCCCCGCAAUACAUUUUGAUAUGGCUCAUGUUCCCAUGGUUGUUCUAUUCAUUGGCAUGUUUGCUCCAUUGCAUGCCUGAGUGAUUGCGAGUUUGUGAUAUGUCAGGUAUGUCACAAUGCUUCUUCUUGUAGGAUGACAUUCUUUCCAUUGGAAUGCUAAUUCUUCUGAUUAGGUCACCUAGUUGAGCUCAAGGACCAUUGUUGAGCAUCGCCAAGGAAUGCCUCUGCCUCCUCAUUUCUCGAGUCGUCAGAGCAAGGAGCCUUAUCUGUUUACCUGAAGAAAGAAAAGGAGGAGGGAAGAGGAGGAGGGAGGGGGAGAAGAAACAGAACAGAAAGUAACAGACAGGAGAGAGUUUCCAAAAAACAGAGAGGUAGAUAGGGGUGGGCCGCUUGGGAAAGAACACACUGGUCUCAGCAGAGACAUUUGAGUCCUCUCAUAAUCCCCCAUCAAACAGUCUGUCCGGAGAGGAGAGAGGGGAAGAAAAGAGGUGAAAAGAGAGAGAGAUUUGGACUGGGAGAAAAUAAGUGUGAAGAGAACAGAGAAGAUGCCGGAGAAUAAGGCGACAGUGUGCAGGACCAGCAGCUACCUGUCCCACCCUGCUUACAGGAAGAUCAAGCGGGUGCUGAGCUUCAGGAGGCGCGUGUUUGGACAGCGGUUGGAGGAGACGGUUCUGUAUGAGCGGCGUUACGGCGUCCAUAUGGCACCUCUGGUGGUGGAGCAGUGUGUGGACUUCAUCCGGGAGCGGGGUCUUCUGGAGGUGGGGCUGUUCCGUCAGCCAGGCCAGGCCACGCUGGUCAAAGAGUUGCAGGACGCCUUCGAUGCUGGGGAGAAGCCCUCCUUUGACAGCAGUACAGACGUGCACACCGUGGCGUCGCUCCUGAAGCUGUAUCUGCGGGAGCUGCCAGAGCCACUGGUGCCCUUCUCCAGAUACCAGGAAUUCCUGGUGUGUGGCAAGAACAUCUCCUCUGAGAGGAAACAGGGUUUGACAGAACUACAGCAUCUUCUUCAUGAACUUCCAGUGGCCAACUUUAACCUGCUAAAUUACAUCUGCCAGUUUUUGAACGAAGUCCAGUCCUAUUCCAGCAGCAACAAGAUGAGCACCCAGAACCUGGCUACUGUUUUCGGGCCUAACAUCCUACGACCCAAAGCUGAAGAUCCAGAGAGUAUCAUUGGAGGGGCAGCCGUGGUGCAGCAGCUCAUGUCUGAGCUGAUCAGGGAGCACCAGUGCCUUUUCUCCAGGGAGUGGGGAAACGUAGACGCCCCCGGUUCCUCACGACCAGAUUCUUACCCCUGUCAUAGAUGGAAAGGAGACCCAUUCGAGGGGGCGCAUACCCAGCCCACUGCCCAGGCUCAGUCGCAUGACUCCAGGCUUGGCAUAACAGCCGAGCGCCUCCUACAACAACAGCUAGCCCACCAUCCUUCCCCUUGCUCCCGCCAGCUCUCCCUGCCUCUGGUUGCUGAGAGGAGAGGGUCAGCCCAAAGCCUGUGUGAAAUCAGUUUAGCCCCACGCCUGUUCAACACAGACCACCAGCAGCCAGCUGAGGGGUUAUUUCCAGUGAUCCCUGCUGUUGGGUCUCUAUACCACAGAUACACUCCGUCCCAGUCAGAGUCCCAGCCCCCUGAGACAGCACACAGCCCCCACCUUCACUCUCACCCUGCCUCCUCACUCACAGCCUCUGCUUCCACUGUGACAAUACAGGCUGACCCAGACCACAGCAGCAUGCUGCCCAGUGGCUGGACAGGCCCAGAGUGUCCCAGCUGGGCUGCAAAGCUGGGGACUACUGGCACCAGUGGAAGCAGUAAGGCUCAGGACAGCACUCUGUCUGUCUAUGACAACUUGGACACACUCCAGAGCAUUGAUGAGGUGGCUGCUGAUGGUGAUGUGGGCAGCACUGCUGGUCCAGUGGAGGUGGAGGCGGGCAUGGCAAGCGUGGCAGACACCAGCAGCUCAUGGUCCUUCUGUGAGAUUCUGCCCCUGGACGAUAGUGGGAGUGGUGUGGUCAGAGCUAGCCUAGGACGGAGGUCCACCAGGUUCCACUCCUUCAGGACUGACCCAGGAGAGGACCUCCAUCCAAACUCCCUAGCCUCCUCCUCUGUCCCUACUGAUGCCCCCCUGAGCACGGGCAGCUCGGAGGUCUUCCUGCCCUCUGACCCCCACGGGCCCCCGGCCUCCCAGGCCAUGUACUGUCUCCUGGCUGGCCUCAGACAAGAGAUGGCCAGGCAGAGGGCUGAGUUCGAGGCCAAGAUCCAGAGGUUUGAGCUGCGUAACGAGGCCCUCCACGGGGAGGUUGUGGGACUGCGGGCCAGCCUGGCACAGCAGCGCCGCUGGUACAGUGUGGCUGAAAUCAAGAUCCGCAACGUGGAGCGUGCCCGGGCCGACGCCGACCGCCGCAACGCCACGCUGCAGAUGGAGAUGGAGCAGUUCUUCGACACCUUCGGAGAGCUGAGAGAUGAGGCCAGUAAGAGCGAGCGCAUCGUACAAAGCUUCUGAUGGCCAGUCAGAUUAGACAAAGAUGACACUAUCAGAGCACUUCAAGAGCAGCAUUGGGAGCAUGCAAUCACCCGUGAUCUGAAUGGAAUAUAGAGUCUGUUGCCAUGAUAAAUCCAUAUUGGAUUUGUCUCAUAAUGAUCCAUUCUUGAGGAUGGUUCUAAGAAAGCUUUGAGAUGGAACCAGCUGGGAUGGACAACUCUGCUUGGAUGUCGUGGACAUAAUGGAGUUCAGCCAGACACAUUGACAACCAGAACAGAAUGAGAUGGAGAUGACGGAGUGUAACACAAGCUAUUGAACUCACUAAAUGUUUCUAUGACUGAAAUGAACCCUAAAUAUACAGAAUUAAAGCUUGGAGAUUGACACUUACUGGAUAUAUAAUGGAAUGGAUUGGCUGACAGCUGGGGGUUGGGAUAACAGACAGCCCAAGACGCAAUCAGUACAUCCAGAGCCACAUAGGAAAAGUACUGAAAGAGAUGUUGAACACAGUGAUCAUCUAGGAAGUAACAGAACAAGCCAAUGGAGCAGGGAUAUUCAAAUCGUACCCUACGAGGUCCGGACUACUGCUGGUUUUAUGGUCGACUUUCAAAUGAAUUGCACCCACCUGGUGUCCCAGGUCAAAAUCAAUUCCUGAAUAGAGGGAAAUAAUGAGAAAAAACCCCCAGUAAAACUGGCUUCGAAGUACAGAUUUGAAUUUGAGGGCCAUAGAAUAUAUACGUGUAAAUGCAGAGAGGAUGACCUAUUCCCAAUCUUUGACAAAAUCCCACAUCCAUUUUGGCACCGUGUGAAAGCUGAUCUUAAAUAUAAUCUGAUUUAGUGCUUCCAAGCAUUUGGGUAAUGUUCUGAGUUUGUCUAAGAAAAUACUCUUUUUUCCCCCCACUGCAAUAAUUAUGAAUGAUGAUAUAAUUUGGGACCCAUCUGAACACUUUUCCCACCUUGUUAUGACAGAACAGGCUGAGUAACACCUUUCAACAGAUGUCUUAUUAAAAAUACAAGACAUCGAAUCAAAUUGUACUUGUCACAUGCUUCGUAAACAACAGGUAUAGACAAACUAUGAAAUGCUCACUGAUGGCUCCUUUUCCAACAAUGUAGAGUUAAAGAUAAAGAUACAUUUUUUUAAAACAGAAACAGUGACACGAGGGACAAAAACACAGUGAAUAGCGAAUAACAAUAACAAAUAAAAGGAACAUGGCUACAUACAGGGAGUACCAGUACUGAGUCGAUUUGCAGGGAGGGGUACGCGGUCAUUUAGGUAGCUAUGCACAUAUAGGUAGGGGUGAAGUGACUAGGCAACAGGAUAGAUAAGACAGUAGAAGCAGCGUAUGUGGUGAGUGUGUGUUUCUACGUGUGGAUGGCGUCAGUAUGCAUGUGCGUGGGUGCUAUGAGUGUUUGUGGCCGUAUUGUGUGUGUGUGUGUGUGUGUGUGUGUGUGUGUGUGUGUGUGUGUGUGUGUGUGUGUGUGUGUGUGUGUUGGGAUGUCAAUGUAAGUAUGUGUAA
This is a messenger RNA of Oncorhynchus mykiss (rainbow trout), 4760 nucleotides long. Its product is annotated as rho GTPase-activating protein 24. NCBI's taxonomy places the organism in Eukaryota, Metazoa, Chordata, Actinopteri, Salmoniformes, Salmonidae. The record is from RefSeq and is a predicted model, not a curated record. Gene Ontology annotation, cellular component: focal adhesion. Gene Ontology annotation, biological process: negative regulation of ruffle assembly; signal transduction; wound healing, spreading of epidermal cells. Gene Ontology annotation, molecular function: GTPase activator activity.